AUGGAAACCAUAAUUACCGAACUCUUGGCAUCUAGCCACCAUGAAAAUUUAAAAAAAAAAAUUAUAGAACAGCUUACAACGAAUACGCAGGAAAUGCCUCAAAGUGAUUGGGAAACACUGUGUGAUUUUUCAUAUGGACUUAUAUUAGAGCAUGAAACUCGUGUACACGCUGAAGUCGGUGAAUAUGUUCUCUCUUGGAUAGCCCGUACUCAAAAACAAAUAUAUUUGAAAUACUUUAAUUCAGAAAAUUUAGAAUUUAAUCUUGAUAAAGCUGGAUCAAAUGUUCUGGAAAUAUAUAAACUUCUAAGAGCAACAACGAAAGUGAUCAAAUACAAAAAUGAGAUAGUAGAUAGCCAGUAUAUAGAAAGUAUUGAAAAAGAUUGUCAAUUAUUACAGCGAUAUGCUGAAAAAUAUUUUGUUCAAUGGAAAGGGAGACAUGAUUUACAUGCGUUAUUCAUAACUAUGUUUUACGAUCUACCAAAGUCUAUUCCUUCGGAUCGAAAUAUGGUGCUUAUACAUGGAUUAAGUAAUGUGCCAAAUGAAUCAAUAGACAGUACUUACCGUGAUUAUGUAGAAAAAUCGGUAUCUUUGAUAGAGUCAAUGUGGAAUGAAAGUGUAGAGUUAAUAAAUUUCACAAUUCGGGAAAUAUUUAUAAGACUUUCAGCAGCUGGAUCGCAUUCAUUUGCAAUGGCGUUACUUAUUAGUAGAAUACCAUUGGAUCAUUUGUCUGUCAUUACACCGUAUAUUCAGAAGAACUUCCGCGAAGAUAUUUCACGGUUUGAAUUGAAUAUACGACAUAUGAUUGAUAUGAUACCACAUCCGUUUGCCAAAAAUAUAGGACAUUGGAUCGUUGGAUUAAUGAAAGCUUUGGAAACUGUCAAAAGUCAUGAGCUUUUAAUCCCAAUCACACGUAUCAAUAUUACAAAAGUUUUCAGAUAUUUACGGGAUAAAAAAUCGCGAGAAGAUGCUUUACUGGUUGUCAAAUAUAUGCUUCUUGGUUACCAAAUUGCGUCUGACGUUUUCAUGUUAGUUGUUCCAAUGUAUCCAGAAGUGCUGGAUAUUAUUUCUCAAGAAAGUGAUCAAGUUGACGUGUUGCAUGAGCUUUCUGGCAUUGCUCAAUGUUUAAUGUGCCGUUUUUCAGCAAAUCAAAAUCAAUUUGCACCUCUUAAACAAAAAUUAGAAAAUUUGGGAAUGCCGAAGUUAGUACAAAGCGAAAUUAGGACUAUUCUGCAAGAACAUAAUUGGAAUAAAAAUAUAAAGAGUGCAGAAACAACAUACAAGCCUACCGUAAGACCUGCAAGAUCGCGCAAAAGGAUCGGGUUGCAAAAUUUAGGAAACACAUGUUUCAUGAACAGUGUGCUACAGGCACUAUUUAACUCACUGGAGUUUCGAUAUCGUAUAUUCCGUGCAACUAGUAAUAAAUCCAAAACUUCAACACUACAUCAACUCAAAAUGUGUUUCGGUUUUAUGGCUUUCUCAACAAGAUCAUAUUUUUCACCUUCAGCUUUAUUAGAGACGUUCCCUCGUUGGAUUAAUAAUGGUCGCCAGCAAGAUUGCCAUGAAUUUUUGAAGCAAGAAGAGUCUAAUCAGGUUGUAUCUAACAAAAGACCACGACUUGACAUGGAAAACCAAUCUGCACCUCGAAUUAAUUAUAAUGAAAUGCCAAUUUCUGCAUUCUGUGGUACAUUGGAAAAUACAAUAAAAUGUUUAUCAUGUGGUAAUAAAUCAAGAACAAAGGAAGAUUUUCAUGAUCUUACAUUGUCACUCAAAGCUGAAAAUGAAGAAGAGUUAAAUGAAGAUAAUCAAUAUUUUUGUGAUAAAUGCAACGGGUUACAAGAUGCAGUUAAGACAACGCAAAUAAUUGUCCCUCCGCGUUAUUUGAUCUUAUCGCUUAAUCGAUUUGAAUAUGACAAGAGAUAUGCAAGAAGAAUAAAGAUCAUGACUCCUGUUACGCCUCAAGAUACUCUUUCUUUAACGUAUGUUCCAGACACGCUUGAACGUAGUUCAAAAAAUGAGUCAAAUUACACUAAUGUCGAAAUACAUCAUCAAAUGAACGGAACAGCUGAUUUAAAAACAAAUGGCAAUGAGAUUAUUGGAGACAAAGUGGAUUAUGAUUUGUCUGCAUUUGUUGUACAUUCUGGGACAUCUGCUGAAUAUGGACAUUAUUAUACUUACGCAAAAGAUGAAGAGGACGGUAAUUGGUAUCAUUUAAACGAUAACUUUGUGAUAACUUCUACGUGGUCGAAGAUCAAAGAUGAGGGUGAAGAUUACAAAUCUGAUACUCCAUAUCUUUUUUUCUUUCGGCAGAAAAAUUUGAACAAUGAUGAUUUAGAUUCCUCAAUUACUAGUUCAGGCGGUUCGGAAAAGUGA
Dentiscutata erythropus is the source of this 2370-nucleotide messenger RNA. The record is from the annotation of a GenBank genome assembly. Lineage: Eukaryota; Fungi; Glomeromycota; Glomeromycetes; Diversisporales; Gigasporaceae.